Messenger RNA from Pelodiscus sinensis (Chinese soft-shelled turtle), 789 nucleotides. Lineage: Eukaryota; Metazoa; Chordata; Testudines; Trionychidae. The record is from RefSeq and is a predicted model, not a curated record.
CACAUUGGGGAAGAGGGGCUGCGGGGCAAACGGGCAGUAAGAGCUUGUUUGGGUCUUUCUUUCAGCUUUAGCAGGCAUUUAAAGUGGCUUCUGUACAACAAGCCGGUGCCUUCCUUAAUCCAAGAGGGACCUCAGUGCGGGCUGGUGGCACUGUGGAUGGCAGGCUCCCUCCUCGGUCUGUCCCAGGACAUCUCCCUGGAGAGGAUCCUGCGGGUAGCGUUGGAGAGAGGCUACACCGCCCAAGGGGAAAUGUUCUCAGCGGCUGACAUGGCCCAGCUGGCCGAGGAGGUGUUCCCGUGCCGGGCAGAGCUGCUCUCAGGAGGCCUGGAGGGAGAGAACCAGGAAAGGAUCCUUCGCCAUCUGACUGCUGGCUGCCCCCUUCUGCUGCCCUACGACGAGGACUCCAACCACGAGCCCUGCCGGAGGCGCGGCUUCAAAGCCCACUGGGCCGUGGUCUCAGGAGUCCUGCUGGGCCUCCAGGCCAGCGCCCUCUGCCCAGCCUGCCAGGAGGACGGGGAGAUCUCCGGCCUCUUCCACCCCGGCCCAGCCUCCCCCCCGCCCAGCCCGGAGCACGUGGCGGAGAUCUACCUGCUCGCCAAGCAGGGCAAGAGCUGGCGCCCCCAGCUGUGGCGCUACCAGCAGGCGCACGAGAGCAACGCCCAGCUGACGGACUUCUGCGUGGUGCCCGCUGGCGGCGUGAGAGCCGGGCUCUGCGGCAGGACCGUGCUGCUGUACCCCAGCACCACAGAGAGCCCCCCGGCCCAGCUCCCCCCUGCGGCGGGGCACUAG